AUGCCGCCAUCUCCCUUCGGACAGCUGGGCGAGUUGCCCCUGGACCUUCGACUGGAGAUUUACGAAAGACUAUUUUGGAAGCCGACACCAUCCGUGAGCAUUUUGUGUUGCUCUCGCGCGAUCUACGAAGAGAUCACUGGCCGCCUCUAUGGCACCCUCGACAUCGACCUGACACCAUCAUGGCACAGCUCUCGGCUUGAGAUUUGCUGCAAGGCACUGCGAUUGCACUGGAAGAUACAAACGUCUACCGCCGCCAUUCGCGAUCGCUUCUCUCGACUCCCGUACCACAAGACCAACCUCCGAAUUCACAUUUAUGCACCGGAUCCCCUCGACCCCGGACAGCUCGUUCUACUAUGGAUGUUCGUGAAGACUCUCGCGAGCUUUCUCAAAGGAGCGACCAUCAAAUCGAUGACCAUAUAUCUACAGGAAUAUAACGGGAAUGAUUGGCAGGACGCCGGUCGCGCGGUGGAGAGCAUCCAGUAUCCAGGGACCCGGCAACCCGACCACAACAUCGUCUUUCUCCCGUUCUGUCAGCUGUGCAAUGUCAAGAGCCUCCACAUCGUCCCGUCAACCCGUCGCAUGGAUCGUGCGAUUGACUGGGGCUUCAUAAACUACGGUCGCGAUUUCAUCCUCAACAACGGACACAAGAACUACAACGAUGGCCCCCUCAGCCAGGACCCGCAGUACCGCGACGUGGUCCCCCUCUUCGACAAUCUCGACGGUACGAUACGCGACAUGCAGUUCUUUCUGGACACCCACUUGGACCUUUUGCCGGGAGAUACCGCGGCCAUGCUUCGCUUGGGCUGCGCGAGCCGGCUUUCCACGAGCACAUUUCCGAGACACCACCGGGAGCUUUUCCUGACGCUGCGCGAAUGUCCGAAGGCGAUCAAGCUCCAUGACCCCGGUCUGGAAAGGUGGUGCAUCCGACACUGGCAUCAUUGGAACAUCUGUCUCAAAUCAGACUGGCAAUCCCUGAAAUGGCCAUGGGACGAAUGGUGUCGGCGAUAUCCUCAAGGGUUGCCCCCUCUGACCCCAGAAACUGUCAUCGGGUACUGGCAGGCUAUUCCGAGCAAUCCACGUCACGGAUGGAAGAACAGAGGUGACAUCGAAAGGAAUGGGGAGUUCCAUUUCUGGAUUUGGAGCUACCUGCAUCGGAAUUGGGGACAACAAAGUAUCAAGCGGUUGCGGUUCUUCGAGCGGGAGUGGUGCACCGAUUGCCGCCACAUGGGUUUCCAAGAGGGCUGCGAGGAGGGCUGCGAGCGUUUGUGUCGAUUCGACUACAGGGAGGCCUGGGAAGACUCAGAUGACGAAGGUGACUACUCGGACCCCGAGCUUGUCCUUUAG
Messenger RNA from Aspergillus aculeatus ATCC 16872, 1344 nucleotides. RefSeq lists its product as uncharacterized. The transcript has a single exon. Bases 1 to 1344 code for a protein of 447 amino acids. The record is from RefSeq and is a predicted model, not a curated record. Lineage: Eukaryota; Fungi; Ascomycota; Eurotiomycetes; Eurotiales; Aspergillaceae.